UAUCCAGGAUUCAGGCACUCUCGGCUUCAGCUCCUCACUUGGUUCACCGCCUGGCUAUAAGAUGCGACGUCAUGAGAUGAUCGCGCCUGGCAGAUGUUGCUGUGUUGCAGUUGCACAGGCAUAGAUUGUCCGCUUCUUCUCGCCGUUCCGGGGAUGCUUCUGUAAAACGGUUCGUAUGAUAAAUGUUUAGUCCUCGCUUUGUGCUCGGAUAGAUAGCAACAUUCAUUUAGUAUUCGGGAUUGCAUAAAAUGAUACCUGGAUCUGCCGCAUCAAUGCUACCAUCUGCAGAAGCUGCGAAAUUGUACCAGACCAAUUACGUCCGCAACUCCCGUGUUAUCGGACUUUUAUGGGCCAUCUUCACUAUCCUGUUCGGUAUUGUUAACGUGACCAUAUUCUCACAGCCCUAUUGGAUUGGGGAUGGCGUGGAUACGCCGCAGGUCGGCUACUUCGGCCUUUUUCACUUUUGCGUCGGAGACGGAAUCUCCAGAGAGCUGGCCUGCCAGGGUAGCUUCACUGAGUUCUCCGCUAUCCCCUCCAGCGCGUUCAAGGCCGCCUCCUUCUUCAUUGGAAUGUCCAUGAUGCUGGUUGUCACCUGCAUCGGCUGCUUCAGUCUCUUCUUCCUCCUCAGCACAUCCACCGUGUACAAGAUCUGUGGCUGGAUGCAAGCAGCAUCAGGUGUCUGUCUGGUGCUCGGUUGCAUGAUCUAUCCUGAUGGUUGGGACAGUGAUGAGGUCCGGCGGAUGUGUGGCGAGCAGACGGACAAAUACAGCCUGGGGGCCUGCUCAGUACGUUGGGCCUACAUCUUGGCUAUUAUGGGCAUCCUGGACGCUCUUAUCCUCUCCUUCCUGGCCUUUGUCCUGGGGAACCGGCAGGACGGACUCAUGACAGAAGAGCUGCUGGCCGAGAGCAAGGAGGGGGGCAACGCCUAACCAAAUAUUUAGGUUCCUAAUUUUCCAUGUGUCUGUCUUCACAAUGUUCCAGUCCCUCAACAUCAGCUUAAAGGAGGGAGCCCACCCGGGUCUGCAAAGGAGGAGAUGAAUACUAUAGAACCAGCCAGCCUGCCUUUCACAUCUACCUGCCAAAAAAACAGUGUAACCUACCCUUGAUGUCCACCCAUCUUGCUUGCAGUCCCUAAACCAUCAUCCCUAGCCCUUAGUUGGAGCCCAAUACACUUUUAUCCCUAUGUGUCUACAGAGCUAACCCUAGCACAACAUUGCAUUGACCAUGACAGGGGCAGAGACUGUUAUCCUAUUGAGAAGUAUAUGGACUACCCACUACCUACCUGAGAAGGCACAGGGUUGACAUUGUACAUCUGCAGUACGAGCAGACAGACACAAACACACACACACACACACACACACACACAUACACACACACACACAAACACACACACACACACGCACACAAGCGUGCCACCUCACUCAUAUGCACAAACAUAACUCUGUAACAUAUGCACAUACAUUACGUUCAAACAAAACAUUAACAAACUGUAAUUACAAGUAUUAAACUAUGUUACCACUUAGCCGUGUGUACCACCGUCAGAAUGUGUGUCAUGUUUUAUUUGUGAAAAGAAGAAACUGCUCAUUUUCAGAUAAUAUCGGGUUAAUGUAAAUCUGUUGUGUUUCAUAAUAUGUAAGGUUUGACAAUGAAAUGAAAGUUUUAGUUUCUCCUUUUGCCCUUUGUUCCUCUUCAUUUAUUAGAAAAAGAUAUCUAAGACUAUUUUAUAAGAAUAUUACCAUCCAAAAGAGAAAAAACUUGUAUUACAAAGUAUGUACAGUGAAUAUUAAAGAUGUUCUAGGAAUUUUACCUAAAUCCAUUCAAUGCCCUGCUAGCUAACUUUGCACAGCGCUUCAGUUUGAGAAGAAGUCUAAUAUUUUAUAGUCUGUGGUAUCUACACUGUGAUGGGGGCUACUAGGACUGUGUGCUCCAGGACUCGUAACUGCUGUUUGAGUACGCUUCUGUAUGUGUGUGUGUAGUCUGUGGAUGUGUGUGAGUGUGAGUGCAUGCACAUAUGUGACUGUUGGUGUGAAUGUUUUGUGUUUGUUGGGCUAGUGAACCCAAUAUGCCAGCCUCACACCCAAUUGUCCUGUUGUGUAGCUAAAUCUCUGUCUCUGUCUUUGAUCCCAGCUCUCUUUUUCUGUUUCGCUCUCUUUGACUCCCUUUCUCGCUUUGUUUUGUUGGGACAUACAGGCUAUCAUGAUGGCGUCACAGUAUUAUGUGUAGUGACUGGGCCUGAGGAGUGAACUCCUGGAUUGUGAUGGAUUAGUGAAGCCUGUCCCAGCCUCGCCUCUGGAUAUGUUCCUGUGUAAAUAGAUAUUCUAUAGAUACCAAACAAUUGACAAAUAUGGAGAGGGAGGUUAACUUAGAACAAUUAAAUAGAUAACUUUAAGAAUAUAUGAACACUUAAUAAAGAUUUUCACU
Molecule: messenger RNA, 2421 nt
Organism: Micropterus dolomieu (smallmouth bass)
Lineage: Eukaryota; Metazoa; Chordata; Actinopteri; Centrarchiformes; Centrarchidae
Product: LHFPL tetraspan subfamily member 3 protein-like
Exons: 4
Coding region: 249-929 (226 amino acids)
Biological process (GO): sensory perception of sound
Cellular component (GO): plasma membrane
Source: RefSeq, a predicted model, not a curated record